UCCCACACCCCGUCGCCUCGCCCGUCCGUUGAGAGAGUCGUCCCCCCCGCGUGCUCUCCGCCUGCGGCCUCUAUCCCGCAACCAAAAACUACCAAAAAAAAAAGUUUCCCCAACCAAAUCCGCGAGAUCUAUCAGUAUCGAGCGACCUAUCAAUCCGAUAGCUAGGGUUUAGAGCCGAUUUCUUCUCAAAAAAUCUGAAAAAAAGUGGUCGAGGGGAGGCGAUGGCGGCGCAAGUGGCGGCGAACGGGGGCGCGGCGGGGGCUGCCCCCGCGGUGUUGUCGCCGGGAGCGGUCGGCGUCGGCGUGGCGCAGCCGCUUCCGACCACGUCGCUCUACGUGGGCGACCUGGAUGGGUCGGUCACGGACUCGCAGCUGUACGAGCUCUUCAGCCAGGCGGGGCAGGUGGUGUCGGUGCGCGUCUGCAGGGACGUCACCUCCCGCCGCUCGCUCGGAUACGCCUACGUCAACUUCAGCAACCCCUUGGAUGCUGUGAGAGCAUUGGAACUGCUGAACUUUGCUCUUCUUAACAACAAGCCUAUUCGGGUGAUGUAUUCGAACCGUGACCCAAGCAGCCGGAGGAGUGGCUCCGCUAACAUUUUCAUCAAGAACCUCGACAAGACAAUAGACAACAAAACUCUUCAUGAUACCUUUUCUACAUUUGGUACCAUUCUUUCAUGUAAGGUGGCCACAGAUGAAGUGGGCCAAUCAAAAGGCUUUGGUUUUGUUCAGUAUGAAAAAGAAGAAGCUGCACAGACUGCAAUUAAAAGUCUUAAUGGGAUGCUUAUCAAUGACAAGCCUGUUUAUGUUGGACAUUUUCUUCGCAAGCAAGAGAGAGACAAUUCUUUUGACAAGACAAAAUUUAACAAUGUCUUUGUGAAAAAUUUGUCUGAAUCUACCACACAGGAGGAUCUAGUAAAAUUUUUUGGUGAAUAUGGGAAUAUUACAAGUGCUGUUGUCAUGAUUGGCAUGGAUGGUAAAUCAAGGUGCUUUGGCUUCAUCAAUUUUGAGAAUCCAGAUGAUGCUGCCCGUGCUGUUCAGGAACUUAAUGGAAAAAAGAUAGAUGACAAAGAGUGGUAUGUUGGAAGAGCGCAGAAGAAGUCAGAAAGAGAGAUGGAACUAAAAAGGAGAUUUGAGCAAAGCAUGAAAGAUGCUGCUGACAAAUAUCAAGGACUGAACUUAUAUCUCAAGAACUUGGAUGAUAACAUUGGAGAUGAUCAACUUCGUGAAUUGUUCUCAAACUUUGGCAAAAUUACCUCGUGCAAGGUAAUGCUUGACCAAAAUGGCCUUAGCAAAGGCUCUGGCUUUGUUGCGUUUUCAACUCGUGAGGAAGCAUCUCAUGCUUUAACUGAAAUGAAUGGCAAAAUGAUAUCUGGAAAGCCAUUGUAUGUUGCAUUUGCACAGCGUAAAGAAGAUAGAAAAGUGAUGUUACAGGCACAAUUUUCUCAGAUGCGCCCUGCUGUACCAAUGACACCCACUCUGGCUCCCCGCCUACCAAUGUACUCUCCUUUGGCUCCUCAGCAACUCUUCUAUGGACAAGCUCCGCCAACUAUGAUACCCCCUCAGCCGGGAUUCGGUUUCCAGCAGCAGCUUGUUCCAGGCAUGAGACCUGGGGGUCCCCAUAUGCCAAAUUACUUUGUUCCGGUUGUUCAGCAAGGCCAACAGGGUCCGCGCCCAGGUAUUAGGCGCUCUGGUGCUGGGGCCCAGGGCCAGCAACCUGCUCAGUCAUUUCAGCAACAGAUGCUUCCACGAGGACGGAUGUACCGUUAUCAACCUGGCCGUAACAUGCCUGAAGCUCCGCCAAUGCCGGGGCUUGCUGGAGGUAUGAUUCAGCCGUACGAUAUGGGAAGCUUCCCAGUAAGAGAUGCUGUCUUAUCGCCUGCUGCUCAAAUUGGGACUCUGACUUCUGCCCUUGCAAAUGCUUCUCCGGAGCAGCAAAGAACGCUACUUGGUGAAAACCUGUACCCACUGGUUGAGCAACUGGAACCAAACCAAGCAGCCAAGGUCACUGGAAUGCUUUUGGAGAUGGAUCAGACAGAGGUUCUUCAUUUGCUCGAGUCUCCUGAGGCUCUCAAGUCCAAGGUUGCUGAGGCAAUGGAUGUUCUCCGCAAUGUGGCCCAUCAGCAGAAUCCAAACACCCCGACCGGUCAAGUUGCUGCGCUAUCACUGACCGAAGGCAUUAUCUCCUAACUUUGAGAAGUCGUAGCAAGCUUUAGUUUGCAAUUCCGUGUGGUGUUCCAGAGGUUAUCCGGCACAUGACAGUAUUGCUCCCUUGUUUUUUCCCGUGUGGUUGGACUUGAUUGAAUCGAGUUUCCAUACUGGAUGUUAGGUGCUAUUUUGUGCUGUCUGGUGUGAUGUCGUUACGGCGAGGUACUUAUUUCCAAGUUUGAGUACUACUGUGGGGCGUUGGUUACAUACCUUGAGACUUAUCGAAAGUUUUGCUGUUCAUGAUUGAGUGAGAAGGAAUAUCUUGAUCUUGUGUCAUGAAUCA
Messenger RNA from Phragmites australis (common reed), 2487 nucleotides. Its product is annotated as polyadenylate-binding protein 2-like. Gene Ontology annotation, cellular component: ribonucleoprotein complex. Lineage: Eukaryota; Viridiplantae; Streptophyta; Magnoliopsida; Poales; Poaceae. The transcript has 9 exons. Gene Ontology annotation, molecular function: RNA binding. The coding region runs from base 222 to 2186 and encodes 654 amino acids. The record is from RefSeq and is a predicted model, not a curated record.